AUGCUGAGAUGGAACGUCAUUGAACAAUGCGAAAGUCCUUGGUUAUCUCCAGUUCUCAUCACUCCGAAGAAGAAUGGUGAAUGGCGUUUCUGCGUAGACAGCAGGAAGCUUAACUCAGUUACACGUCAUGAUGCUUAUAGUCUGCCACUAAUAAGCGAAAUUUUGGACAACCUGAGGAAUGCCAGAUACUUAUCAAGCAUCGACAUAGCGAAAGCAUUUUGGGAGAUUCCCUUGAAUCCUGCUGAUAAAGAUAAAACUGUAUUUUAUGUACCUGGCAGAGGUAUGUUUAAAUUCAAGCUAAUGUCUUUUGGUCUCACUAACUCACCUGCAACUCAGCAUAGAUUAAUGGAUAUGCUUUUUACUCCUGAAUUUGAGAACAAGGCAUUUUGCUAUCUGGAUGAAAUCGUUGUUAUUAGCGAGACUUUUGAUGAAUACAUAUCACUUCUCAUGAAAGUUCAUGAAAAACUUUCCUAUACUAAUCUGACUAUUAACUUUGAGAAGAGUCAAUUCUUCAGGAAAGAACUGAAAUACCUUGGUUUUCUAGUGGACGAGUAUGGUCUACGUGCUGAUCCAGAUAAAGUAAAAGCUAUUUUAGAAUAUCCUGUACCUACUUGCAGAAAAGAAGUACGAAGAUUCAUAGGCACCUGCAGCUGGUUCAGAAGAUUCAUUCCAAACUUUAGCACUAUUGCCUCUCCACUCAACCAACUAACCUGUUCCGGGAAGAACGCUCCUAAAUUUUUAUGGAAUUCACAAGCUGCAGCUCCUUUCGAGAAACUUAAAGAAGCUUUGGUAACUGCUCCUGUCCUUGCUUGCUCUAACUUCGAACUAGUCUUCUCUGUACAUUGUGAUGCAUCAAAUUAUGGCAUAGGAGCAACGCUUACUCAACAUCAAGAUGACAAAGAAGUCGUGAUUGCUGACAUGAGUAAAGCACACUAA
Molecule: messenger RNA, 936 nt
Organism: Parnassius mnemosyne (clouded apollo)
Lineage: Eukaryota; Metazoa; Arthropoda; Insecta; Lepidoptera; Papilionidae
Source: the annotation of a GenBank genome assembly